CUCCCCGCCCGCCUGCGCCCGGCGUCCCCCGAGAGUGGGGGCUGCGCCCACGGGGCCAGACACCUGUUCAGCCCGGCCCGGCUGGUCGCCGGCGACCAGGAUGAAAGUGACCGUGUGCUUCGGCAGAACCAGCAUCGUGGUGCCCUGCAAGGAGGGCCAGCUGCACGUCCGCGAGCUCACGCAGCAGGCGCUGCAGCGGUACCUGAAGACGCGGGAGAAGGAUCCUGGCUACUGGGUGAAGAUUCAUCACUUAGAAUACACAGAUGGAGGAAUCCUGGAUCCAGAUGAUGUCUUGGCAGAUGUCGUUGAAGACAAAGAUAAGCUUAUUGCUGUGUUUGAAGAACAAGAACCUCUACACAAGAUUGAGAGCCCCAAUGGAAACCCUUCAGGUCGGCAGAGCCCAGAUGCCUUUGAGACAGAAGUGGCCGCCCAACUGGCUGUGUUUAAACCAAUCGGUGGGGAAAUCGAAGUAACUCCUUCUGCUCUGAAAUUAGGCACUCCUCUGCUGGUGAGGCGAAGCAGUGACCCAGCCCGGCCGCCUGCUGAUGCCCAGUCAAGCACUUCACACCCCAGUGGCCAGGGUCUGAAACCUGUUAUUCCAGAUUCCACACAGAAUGUAGAAGAGAGAGAAGUUAUAAAUGGUGUACAGACAGAACUACUGACAUCCCCCAAAUCUAAGGAUGCAUUGAGUGAUAUGACAAGAACAGUGGAGAUUUCUGGAGAAGGAGGCCCUUUGGGGAUACAUGUAGUGCCCUUCUUUUCUUCUCUGAGUGGAAGAAUUCUAGGACUCUUCAUCCGUGGCAUUGAAGAAAACAGCAGGUCCAAGCAAGAGGGUCUGUUUCACGAAAAUGAAUGUAUUGUAAAAAUCAACAAAGUGGACCUCACAGACAAAACCUUUGCUCAGGCUCAAGAUGUCUUCCGGCAGGCGAUGAAAUCUCCAAGUGUGCUCCUCUGUGUGCUUCCACCUCAAAACCGUGAACAGUAUGAAAAGUCGGUCAUUGCACCACUUAGCAUUUUUGGUAGCAAUGAUGGUGCUUUGAAAGCAAAAGUGCCAGCUUCCACCCCGGGAAAACCCGGACUAAAGACAGGAAGUCUCAUGGGAGCAAGCAGUCCUGAAGAAGAAACACCAACUUCCCUGCAGCAAAGCAAGAGCCCCCGAGUGCCAAGAGUACCUAGAAAGCCACCGUCUCCCUCACUCUCUCCUCUCAUGGGGUUUGGCAGUAAGAAAAGUGCAAAAAAAAUUAAGAUUGACCUAAAGAAAGGCCCUGAAGGACUUGGUUUCACUGUGGUUACCAGAGAUUCUUCCAUCCAUGGUCCUGGUCCCAUUUUUGUAAAAAACAUUUUACCAAAGGGAGCAGCAAUAAAAGAUGGUCGCCUGCAAUCGGGGGACAGAAUUUUGGAGGUGAAUGGCAGAGAUGUCACAGGUCGAACUCAGGAAGACCUCGUGGCCAUGCUGAGGAGCACUAAGCAGGGAGAGACAGCAUCACUGGUCAUCGCCCGCCAAGAAGGAACUUUUCUGCCCCGAGAGCUGAAAGGAGAACCUGACUGCUAUACACUUUCCCUGGAAACAGUUGAGCGACUCACCCUGGAGAUUCCCCUGAAUGAUUCAGGCUCUGCUGGUCUUGGUGUGAGCUUGAAAGGGAACAAAUCUCGAGAAACUGGAACAGACUUCGGUAUUUUCAUCAAAUCCAUCAUUCAUGGAGGUGCUGCUUUUAAGGAUGGUCGUCUGCGGAUGAAUGACCAGUUGAUUGCAGUGAAUGGUGAAUCUCUUUUGGGAAAGUCCAACCACGAAGCUAUGGAAACACUGAGGCGAUCAAUGUCUAUGGAAGGAAACAUACGAGGGAUGAUCCAGUUGGUGAUCCUGAGGAGGCCAGAAAGGCCAGUGGAGGAACCUGCAGAGUGUGGGACCCUCUCUAAGGCAUGCCUUGAGAACUGUCAAAACGCUGUAACCAUCUCCAGGAGAAAUGAGAAUAGUGUGUCGCAUCCGUUUGGCACUUACAAUCCACAUGACAAACAGAAAGAGCCAUUGCUGCCCAAUGACGGAUGGGCUGAGAGCGAAUUACCACCUUCACCAGCUCCACAUCCUGUUCUGGAAUUGGGCCUUGAAGAUUGCAGCCACAGCCCUGGGAUGGACUCAGCAGUAUAUUUUCCAGAUCAGCACAUCAACUUCAGAUGUGUGACACCAGCCAGACAGCCUGAACCGAUGAGUCUGAAAGCCUCAAAGAGCAUGGACCUUGUGCCAGAUGAAAGCAAAGUCCAUUCAUUGGCUGGACGCAGAUCUGAAUCUCCAAGCAAAGAUUUUGGUCCAACUUUGGGUUUGAAGAAAUCCAGUUCCUUGGAGAGCCUGCAGACUGCAGUUGCCGAGGUCAGGAAGAAUGAGCUUCCCUUCCACAGGCCACGGCCACACAUGAUUCGUGGUCGUGGCUGCAAUGAAAGCUUCCGAGCAGCCAUCGACAAGUCUUAUGAUGGACCCGAGGAACUGGAAGCUGACAGUCUGUCUGAUAAGAGCUCUCACUCUGGCCAAGGAGCUCAGAAUUGUGAAUCUGCCCCUCAGGGGCACUCUGAGCUAGAGGAUGUCGAGAAUAGAGCCAGGAAAAUUAAAAAAACAAAAGAGAAGGAGAAGAAGAAGGAAAAGGGCAAGACGAAAGCCAAGGAGAAAAAGCAGAAAGAGGAAAAUGGUGAUCCAGAAAGGAAAAUGAAGAGGAAAGGGUUCGGGGCCAUGCUGAGGUUUGGAAAGAAGAAAGAUGUUAAGGGCGGGAAAGCUGAGCAAAAAGGAACUCUGAAGCAUGGAGGCCUGAGAGAAGAGGAGCUGGAGAAAAUGAGAGAAGAACGGGAAAGUGGCCGCCCCGCAAGUGGAAGCGCUGACCGCAUCCAGCAGCUACGGAAGGAGUAUUAUCAGGCUCGGAGGGAAGGUUUCACUUUAUAUGAGGAUGACGAAGGACGAGCAAGGCCAUCUGAUUAUGAUCUUCACUGGGUGCCUGGAAAGGGUCCAGACGGGAACGCACACACCCUCCGCUUUGAGGGGAUGGAGAGGCAGUACGCGUCCUUACCCAGGGGAGGCCCAGGAGAGUCUGUAGACUACCUGACAGCAGCGCCUCGAGGACUCUACAAGGAACGGGAGCUUCCCUAUUAUCCAGGUGCUCAUCCUAUGCAUCUUCCCAAAGGAAGCUAUCCACGCCCCCCAGAUUUGAGGGUGGCAGAUCUCCGGUAUCCUCAGUACUACCCACCUCCGCCAGCCCCCCAGCACAAAGGACCCUUCCGUCAAGAUGUUCCACCUUCCCCUCCUCAGCACCACAGAGUACCAGCCUAUCAAGAAAUGGGCAGACCAGGACCCCGAGGGGGCAGCCCAGACCGGUACCUCUACCGAAGCCAGGACCCCCGGCAGAAGAACCCCAUGACCGCAGCCGUAUAGCUGAACACCGCCGAGCUCCACACAGUCCAGAAAGGACACUGUCUAGCAUCGCCUUUGCCCAUUCUGGACCUUAGGGCUAUCUUCCUGUUAAGAAUUCUUUGUGGUACAGAUUAGGAUUUCCUCACCAAGGUUGCAGCGUUUGACUGCUAGUCAGAGGGAAAAGGAAAGGACUAGAAUUUGGGAUGGAGGAGGGGCGGAUACAGAAGGAAAAAAUCUGGUCAUAAAAACAGCCUGAUAUCUGAUAUAAGUUUAGCAUUGUUCCACUCAGUGAAAAUGGUAGUUGAAAAGGCAAAUAACAAUGGAACUCUACCCCGGGUGCCUCCCCGGCUAGAUCACCUGCCACACCCUGCAGAAGGGGCAGCACGGAUAGUCUCUGCCCGAAUCAUCAUCCACUCUCAGGCUGAGCUCCAGCCACCUUACGAGUUGUUAAAUGUGAAAAGUGCCUGCAAACAUGGGCAUCUUAAGUGAGUCGUUUUUUUCAUUGAGAAAAAGGAAAAAACAACAGCAAACAUGACUAGUGAGCUCUUUGAAAUAUCUUGUACCCGAAGGAAGAUGACAUAUCUUUAUUUAUAAAAUUUCUCAGGUUCCCAGACCACAGAUUUGAUAUAUGCAUUUCCCAUAUUUCUUCCAUUUUUAUAUAAAAGCAAGAUGCAAAUGCAGUAUUAGCAUCCUGGGAGAAUGUGCAAAGCUAGUCAGUUUCCAGAAGGAAUCUGUUUCAAGGACCAAGGUGAUCAGGCGAAGAGAGCUGAAACUCCCUGGGUCCUCCUCACCGUCCUCCCUCCAUGUUCCAGGCACAAGAGCUUGGACAUACCUGGUUUCAGAGUCAUCCCCAAAUCUGCCUGUAAUUACCAUAACUGGGGGCUUGACUUUAGGCUCCCAGUGGAAGGCUAAAACGUAAUUGGGAAAAAGAGGGCCCUCUGGGUAGGUCACACAGGAAGCCAUGCUCUGGAGGUGUCAGUUCCAGACUCAGUGCCAAGCAGUGCCAUCUGCACUUGGGGACAGGGAGGGGCUGACUGUGGCCUCUGGAGAUUGAUCACCAGCAGGUAGUAGAGGGCAGAGGUCGUGUGGGAUGUGUGUGUGUGUGUAUGUGUGUGUAUACAUGUGGUUGCCAGUAUGGAGAAUGGAAGAUGAAAAGCUUUCUGGAAAGUUUGAGGAGGAAGGGAAUUUAAAAAAUAAAACAGAGGGAGGGAGAAGAAAUAUGAAACUAACUCAUUCUUUAUCUGCUGUAUUUAAGAAAAGUCAGGGCAUUACCAAUGGCCAGGUCUGCAGUUGAGAAGAUGACAGAGCUUUGAAAAGCUGAAACCCCACCUUCCAAAACCCAUCACAAUUUCUUUUGAGCUUUGCAGUUUUUUCUACUUAUUUUACAGAACUUCUAUAAUUUAUAAUCUGACCCAAACGAGAACACAAAACAAGAGACCAGGAAACACCAAACCUGGGGGCAGCAGUUUGAAUCACUCAGUGACCCUUGAAAUACUUUAAGCCUUUUCACAUUUGUGUUUCAAUCCCUCUCCCCAAAAAAGAAAGAAAGAAUUUUCAGUUCAAUGUAGACAUAUUUUAACUGGGAUUAGAAUACCUGUUUGUCAAGAUUUAACAAAUUAUAGUAUUAUUGAAUGCAUAGCAUCCACGCAGUAUCUAGUUUUGUCUUAUUUUUUAAUUUAAAAGAGAGUUCUGUUACCAAGAAUGAAGAAACUGCUGGUUUUAGACUUAAAUCAUGUCAUUUACUGGACUUUAAGAGGUAUCAUUUUCUAGUCUACAAUUUACUUACGGCCCUCUUGAAAAUUGACUGUCAAGUUGGUUUUUGUCCUGUCAUCUCUCCAAAGCCAGAUACCUUUAGACUGUUUGCAAUUUGUGAAAAAAGUUGAGGAUGCCAGACCGUGCUUAUCCAAAGGUGGCGUUCAGGUGAGCUAUAGGGGUUCCUGGCCAACAUGCUGAAAGCUGCAUUCCCCUCAAACUAAAAAAGAACCUUUGAGAAGAAAGCCAUCAGGUGGGAAAACAUAACUUCUUUUGAAGAAUUAAAAAUCAGUUCUUCAGUAUGAACCACAGUUCAACCAAAUUUCUGUAGAUUAUCUGACCCAGCCAAGUCAGAGGCUCCUUCUGGAUGAAGGCCAAGGCCACACAGGGACAGCCAGGAGGCGUAGUGGGAGGUGAGACACUCUGCGUGUGGGAGAAGAAUGGCCCCAGGAGAGAAUGCCUCUGUUGUCACCAUAACGGGCACCUGAAAGAGCACAGCACCUCCACACACAGGCUGGGGACCAGCUGCUGGAAGUGUGAUUUUGUAUUGUACACCCAGCCAAUGAAGCAGUGCCAAUCCUGGGGGCAUUAAAGGAGGCACCAAAUCGAUGACAGCAGUGUGCUUUUGUUGCUUGAAGUAUAACACAUGCCCCCUUUGACCCUGCCUGAAAGAAACCAAGCUGAUACGUGUGAUGCGGCUCCAUCAAGCCCAGCAACCAUUAAGAAUGGCUCAUACGUAAGCUCUAUACGUGUCCGCGUACCAACCCUCCGCUCAUCGCCACCCGGAGGUUACAGAUCUCUUCCAAGUAUUUUAGGAGAACAGGUGGUUUAGAGUAUUUAGAAGACCAGCAGGUGCCCAGCAGGGAAUAAGUUCCCAAUUCAUUUAUGACUUUCGAAAACCUCAAUUGAGUGUGCCCCUGUAGCUCAGGAUACUAACUGUCUCAGAGGAACAGAGUGGCACAGGGAGCUGUAGAUCCAACAACGCAUUCCCCUGCUUGCUGACCUGACUGGACAUGGCCAAGCCAUCACAGAGGCUCCUAAUGAUGUUUUGGCCGCAAGUCAAUAGAAUUUUAAGGAGCUCUGGUUUUGUCCCCUUCUGCAGGAGUACAGAGCUGAAGGUUGGAGGCCACCUAAAACUUUCACAUGCAAGAGAGCUCAGAGCUCUGCAAGGGAGAGAAGCCCAACCUAGCCACUGUGCUCUAACAAUAGCACUGCUUCCCUGUAAUAGCAAUGAAAAGCAACUCAAAGGAACAUUUUCUUAAAUCGUGACUGAGUAACUAACAAAAAAUAGGAAAAAACUACUGUGAAACUCAUUAUUCUUAGUUUUUAGAUCUACGUGCAUUGACACCCACAGGACAACGUGGAGCAGAUAUAACAAGAUUGUGGUGAGAUCCACAGACCCAUGGAGGGAAGUCUUCACACUGAUAUUUGAGACCUCAUUGUAGCUUUAUAUUUGCCACCAUCUAAGUAAAAUUAAAAGAUGAUUCAUUAAUCCAGAUUCUUGAACUUCCUGGACUAAACCAAGCUUCUGAAGGAAAUACAACUGACAACUUGAGGAGUUGUCAGUCAUGGAGCUAGUAUGCAGAGAGAUCAAACCUUGAAAGCAUGUUUAUUCUGCUAAACUGUAGCCAUAACAUUCAUUUUAUUUGGAAAAACAUCUUAGCAUUUCCAGGGAGCUAGAGUGCUCUGAAAAGUUUGGUAUGAAUAAGCAUGUGUGUCUGUACAGUCCCCAUUGGCAUUAAACUCUGAAAUCCACAAUGAACAGACUCAAAUCAGUGCUAAAUUGGUUAGACGCCCUCCUGCUUUCUGAGUCCAGGAGCAACAGAAAGUCAAGAUUUAGUGCAAUUAGGCAGAAGGGAGUUGAAUUCGGUAGCAUUUCUCUGCACUCCGAAUUCAGCACCAAUUUAGGUGAAAAUGAUAACUACAAUGAGACCAGAAAGAGGAGUCUCCAUGAGCUGUCCCUAUAAAGUCAGCUGCCUGAUAAAAAGGAGCAUGAGAGUCAGAUAUCUAAAGUAAGACAGAAUCUCAUAUGCAGCUACCACUUCUAAGUGAAACUCUUUCUCCUCCAUGUCUUUUAAUAGUAAUAGACUCACACUCACCCUGACUUUUAAGGCGAGCUUAACUACCAACCCUGAGUGAAGAGUGAACUAACCUUAAGACUGUCUCUUGACUGGGCUUUUUCGCAGAGUGUUCUGUUCCAUCUAAGCUGACUACAGUGUUGCUUACUCCUGAAACAGCAAAACAAAACCUGCUGUUUAUAUGGUCACUAUUUCCAGUGUUUUCCAGUGCUUUUGUGAUACCCAGUCUGUUCAUAGAUUCUGAAGAUAAAUUAUGUGAAAUCCUAUUUUGGCAUAUAAGGUGAACUUUUUAGGAUGUCCCAUUUGUACCACAGAAAACAUUUUGGAUGUUGUUAUAUAUGAAUAUAUAAAUUUUUCUGGUUUUAUUUUUCAUUGAAAUAAAGCUUUAUUC
Messenger RNA from Talpa occidentalis (Iberian mole), 7612 nucleotides. It is a transcript of the gene PARD3B, whose product is annotated as par-3 family cell polarity regulator beta. Gene Ontology annotation, cellular component: cell cortex; apical junction complex; apical plasma membrane. Lineage: Eukaryota; Metazoa; Chordata; Mammalia; Eulipotyphla; Talpidae. Gene Ontology annotation, biological process: microtubule cytoskeleton organization; cell adhesion; intracellular protein localization. Gene Ontology annotation, molecular function: protein binding; phosphatidylinositol binding. The record is from RefSeq and is a predicted model, not a curated record.